AUACAUAGAGAGUUCGAAGAGAAAAGCUUCAGAGGUGCUGUAUCUGAAAAUUUUUGCAGCCGUUGUAUCCUGGGAGACGUUCGCUACAAAACUCCUGCAUCGGUGGGCGUAAAACGUCUUAAGGACACUGUGGUAUCACACAGGCCUCGGUCAACCUUUGUAGAAAGUAGAUCAAUUUCAAAGACCUACAGAAAUGGCAAGUGGAGACAACAGGACUGUGCCCACUCAGACUUCUGGAAUUCAGAUGCCUCCUUCUGCUAGUCAUGCAGAGAAACCUGAGAAGUUUAAUGGAGCAAACUUCAAAAGAUGGCAGCAGAAGAUGCUAUUUUAUUUGACCACCCUGGGACUUGCGCGGUACUUGACUGAAGAUGCGCCACCCAGUAAUGAAGAGAGUGAUAAGGAGACUCUCAUGGCGGUGGAUGCAUGGAAUAAUUCCGAUUACUUAUGUCGGAAUUAUGUCCUGAAUGGCCUGUCUGAUGUCCUGUAUGGUGUAUACUGUGGCACAAAAUCAGCAAAGGAGCUGUGGGAAACACUGGACCGAAAGUACAAGACCGAGAAUGUGGGUUCAGAAAAGGAUGAUAAUGAAUGA
Molecule: messenger RNA, 589 nt
Organism: Ziziphus jujuba (common jujube)
Lineage: Eukaryota; Viridiplantae; Streptophyta; Magnoliopsida; Rosales; Rhamnaceae
Exons: 3
Coding region: 194-589 (131 amino acids)
Source: RefSeq, a predicted model, not a curated record